Erigeron canadensis is the source of this 1474-nucleotide messenger RNA. RefSeq names its product mitochondrial import receptor subunit TOM40-1-like. Gene Ontology annotation, biological process: protein import into mitochondrial matrix. The record is from RefSeq and is a predicted model, not a curated record. Gene Ontology annotation, cellular component: mitochondrial outer membrane; mitochondrial outer membrane translocase complex. The coding region runs from base 257 to 1186 and encodes 309 amino acids. Gene Ontology annotation, molecular function: transmembrane protein transporter activity. Lineage: Eukaryota; Viridiplantae; Streptophyta; Magnoliopsida; Asterales; Asteraceae. The transcript has 11 exons.
CCUUUCACCUCACAAAACCAGCUCUCCCAGGGUUUUGCAAAAAAGGGCCGCCUUUCACCCCCCACACAUCACAGCGGCUGCUCUCGUCAUCACCUUAACACACACACACACACACAUUCUCUUGUUUAACUCCUGACUUACACACAUCAUCUCAUCUUUAAACUGUAUCAAUCUAUCCACAAUAUCUAUAUCUAUAUAACUUUCAUUUAUUUUUAUUUUUUUUAACAUUGUACAAAACAUAAUAUUAUAGAAUAGAAUGGCAACUUUUGUUCAACCUACAAAUUCACCGGCGGCGGCGGCGGAAAGUAAGAAGCCGGAAAAAGUAGAUUACUUGGAUUUACCUUGUCCUAUUCCUUAUGAAGAAAUUCACCGUGAAGCCAUGAUGUCCUUAAAGCCUGAACAUUUUGAGGGCAUGCGUUUUGAUUUUACCAAGGUGCUCAAUCAAAGGUUCUCCCUAAGUCACAGUAUUGCUAUGGGACCUAUGGAAGUUCCCUCUCAAUCUGCUGAAACAUUUAAAAUACCUACUGCAAACUAUGAGUUUGGCGCUAACUUUAUUGACCCAAAGUUGAUGCUUUUUGGAAGAAUCUUGACCGAUGGGCGGCUAAGUGCUCGAGUCAAAUGUGACUUGUCUGAGAAUCUUACUAUGAAAGCUAAUGCUCAGCUUACAAAUGAGCCUCACAUGUCACAUGGAAUGUUCAACUUCGAUUAUAAGGGUACUGAUUACAGGGGUCAAAUGCAAUUAGGAAAUGGUGGGUUGGUCGGAGCUAGUUAUAUUCAGAGUGUGACUCCUCACCUAUCACUAGGCGGGGAAGUAUUCUGGGCUGGUCAACAUAGGAAAUCGGGUCUUGGCUACGCUGCACGAUACAGCACAGAUAAAAUGGUUACCUCGGGACAAAUCGCUAGUACUGGAAUGGUGGCUCUUAGCUAUGUUCAGAAAGUGUCUGAAAAGGUUUCCCUUGCGACAGAUUUGAUGUACAAUUACAUGUCAAGAGAUGUUACUGCUAGUUGUGGCUAUGAUUAUGUACUUCGUCAGUGUCGUCUUAGAGGGAAGAUCGACUCAAAUGGCUGUGCGUCUGCUUUUCUUGAAGAAAGGUUGAAUAUGGGUCUAAAUUUCUUAGUGUCAGCCGAGAUAGACCACCGAAAGAAAGACUACAAGUUUGGAUUUGGGUUGACAGUUGGAGAAUAGAUCAAAACAUGAUCCAAUGUGCGAAAUCUAGGAUUUAAUUAUUUUUGAGUGACACAGUUGGUCAUACCAGGUAUGAUUUUUUUAUGAUGAUGGACAAAGAUGAAAGAGUCAGUUUUGUACUUGUUUUUGAGCAACAUUAUUUGUGAUGGCAAUUCCAGCUGCAUAGACGGUUUAGAUUAUAAUGCAUAGUUGUCAAAUUUGCAGCUUGGACAUGUAACUCACUCGGGUCUUAUGUUAAGCUGUAGAAUAUGCAUAAGAUAAUGCAAAUUGACAAACAUUCUUUUGGCA